AUGCCGCGAAAGACAAAGAGCCGGCUGAAGAUCACCAACUUGCUCGGCGCAGGUGCGUUUGGCGACGUGUAUGCGGCGCAGCUGGGCAACGACGAGGUGGCGGCCAAGGCGGUGAGCGCGGGAAGCGAGAAUGGGGCGCGGCCCGAGACAGAGGCCAAGAUGCUGGCGCGGGCGGGGACGCAUCCCAACGUGGUUAGCUAUCUCGGUACCAUGCGUGAUGGAGGGACUCGCCGCAGGUGGCUCGUGCUGGAGCUGUGCGCCCAUGGCUCGGUAGCCGCCCUGCUGGCUGCCCGCGGGUCUGGCCUGCCUGAGGCCGCUGUCGCCCACGUGACCGCCUCGGUUGUUGCCGCUCUCGCCCAUCUUCACUCACCGCAGAUAGGCAUUGCCCAUCGUGAUGUCAAGGCAGCCAACUUGCUUGUCGAUGCCAAAGGCAACAUCAAGCUCGCCGACUUUGGCGAGGCCGUCGAGCUGGACGCGUCGCUGCCUCCCGGCGCAGAGUUGGCCGCCGGUUCGCCGCACUGGAUGGCGCCCGAGCUGAUGGCCGCCGAGGGCGCCGACGUGGACCUGGCCAAGGCUGAUGUGUGGGCGCUGGGCAUCACUGUCAUCGAGCUCGUGCAAGGUGAGCCGCCGCUCGCCCGCGAGCACCCGAUGCGGGUCCUUCGCAAGAUUGCGAGUCGCACGCCGCCCCGGUUAGCCCGCUCCGCCUUUCCGAAGCGGAUGCGGACCUUUGUGGCCAAGGCGCUCGCCCACGAUCCGGCGGCGCGGCCUGCAGUGGCCAAGCUCUCAUCACACUCGUUUGUGCGGUCAAAGUCGCGCCGGCACCUCGGCCGCGAGCUACUUCUUGACGCACUGGCAUCGGCAGCCCACAACGCAUCGACUGCAACCGGACACGACUCGUGGCUCCUCCACGCCUCCGACUCUGAUCACUCGACCGCUCUGGCCGCGUCGCUCGUCCACUCGGGCAUCUCGUUUCUCACUGGGACACCGUCGCCGACGCCGGCGUAUCGGCCGCGGCCGGCGCGUGGCCCGUUGCACAGCGUCUCGAGUUCGAGCUCGGCCGCAUCCGCCUCGAGCUCGGAGACCGAGUCUGCGCUCUCGAUGUCGACCAUUUCGCCAGCGUCGUCGUCGUGGUGACCUUGCCAAGCCUCGUCUUGCCUUUCGACCCACAGUCGUUUCUGGCCCAACGUUGUUUACAUGUUCAUGGGGCGAUGGAUGCCAAGGCGGGCCAGGUACGAGGCGCGGAUAGGCUUGCGCAUCGGCACAAUGCGGACAGUGUCGUGCUCUGGAUCCGGGACGCGGAUGGUGCGCGAGCGCGGCGAGACAACAAGCGACGUCGGGUCGACCUUGGACGCGGCGGCGGCGGCGGCGAUCUCGUUCUGCUCGUUAAGCACGUCGCGUUCCGCGGCGGACAUGUUGAGGCGACCCUCGGUGAGCUUCCGGUCGAGACCGAUGAGGAUAAAUGUGAGGAAGAGCGACAUGACCUCGCA
Molecule: messenger RNA, 1487 nt
Organism: Thecamonas trahens ATCC 50062
Lineage: Eukaryota; Apusomonadida; Apusomonadidae
Product: STE/STE20 protein kinase
Exons: 1
Coding region: 1-1134 (377 amino acids)
Biological process (GO): protein phosphorylation
Molecular function (GO): ATP binding; protein kinase activity
Source: RefSeq, a predicted model, not a curated record